This is a messenger RNA of Linum trigynum, 5748 nucleotides long. Lineage: Eukaryota; Viridiplantae; Streptophyta; Magnoliopsida; Malpighiales; Linaceae. The record is from the annotation of a GenBank genome assembly.
CUUUAGUCAUUUUGUUUUUUGUUUCGUUUGUUUUGUGUUAACCCACUCUUCAUCUUGAAGGGGGGGGGGGGGGGGGUUUGUGUUUGUUAGAUUUUAUUUUUCAUAUUGUUUGUGUAGGUUGAAUCAUGGAUCCCAAUGGCUUCUACAACAUGUGGAGGUAUCCAAAACCACCAAAAUGGGGGUACCCCAGAGCUCAUGCAGUGAUCAAGAGGGUGGAAGCCAAGGAACUAAGUUCUAUGAUCAAACUCUCUUCCAAAAAGAUCAAACAUACUCAUGGGGAUAAUAAGGAGCUUCCCUAUACCAAGAAAACUUCCCUCCAAAAACCGAGGAGAAAUCCAAGUUGGAGUUGGCAAUAGAGGCUUUCAUGGGGCAUUCCUCAUGCCCAUGUGCUAGUCCACAACUUGGAGCUCAUGGUGAAACGGUUUUCCUGAGGCACCGAUGAAGGGUGCUCAAACUUGGAUCUCCCACAACCCGAAGAGAAGUCCAAAUUAGAGCUUGCCAUGGAUAGUUUUAAAAGAGCAUGUUUCAACAUAGAUUUCCAACCCCUCCCUCCUCCCGUUUUGACAUUACAAGAGAAGGUAGCAUGAGCUUAUGCAAGCUAUCACCUCUCAUACUUGGAGUAGAAAGAUGAGGUUUAAAGAGAGAUCAAUGACAACCGUGUGGAGCAAGAGGAACUCACCCUGGAGAGCUCCCGUGGUGAGAAUGACCAAGAGGGUUGCAUUGAUGAUGUUCACACGUUUACACUUCCCGAGAACAACUUUGAAGACUAAGUCACGGGGGUAAAGGAGCUAGAGAACCCUUCAAUGAUCUUGCAUGGCAUAUUUCCCUCCAAACUGUCCUUGAUGACAAGAAUGGGAAGGAGAAAGCAGAGGUUGAAGAGGAGGAAGUGAGUAUUCAAGAAGAGGAAGAUAUUGAUUGUUCCCAAGGAAAAGAACAAAGUGAGGAAGAAAGAAGGGAGGUUGAGAUUGAAGAUGCAAGUGGUGUCCAAGAUGAGGACGAGGUCGUGGUGGAUGAAAUUGAUAACUUCAUAUUUGCAUAUGUUUGCACCCUUAUAUCUUAACCAUUUUGGAUCGAUUUUGUUGCUCCUUGGCCUAUUUUAGGCUUGGUUGUGUUAUUUUGUAAUAUCUCAGGUCCUAGCGGGUGUACAAAAGCUUAGGCGCAUGUUUCGGAUCGUUUGGAGAUCAUUUGGCGAUUCUAGAAUGAAAUACGGGCAGGCAAGGAGAAAAGCACGACCGUACUUUUCAUCAUCUUGCUAGUGCUUUUACUGACGAGAGCCAACCAUGAAGUGUGCUAAAGAAAGCCAAAGAACAACUGUGCUUAGUUAAACACCGCCAGUAUUUCACCCAGACUUGCCCGUGUUUCUCCCGUUUUGCACUAAGUGAAACACACGUUUUGGGCAAAGAACGGUCAAGGGAGUAAGCACGACUGUGCUUCUACCCGUAAUUCGCCCAGAAUCGGGUUGAAAGAGGAAGAUUCAAUCCAAAGGAAUGGGAUUGGACUUUUUGGAUCCAAAACAGAGUUCUAGAGAGAGAAAGUGCGAAGAACAAACCCUAGUAGCUAUUUGGAGUGGAUUUCUCACCAUUGAAGCCCAGAUUGCAUCCCCAAGAGUGAACAUUGAAAUCCUAGAGCAUAUUGUUCCCAUCUUUAUGAGUAUGACUGCUUUGAUUUUUGUUUUCCUCUCUCUCCUUCUUUAUGGAGUAAACCUUUCUCUCACUUGGGUAUGAAGAACCCUUAUUCCAUGUGUUAGGGAUCUUGAUUGUAAUGAAUUUUAGAUUGAUAUACUGUUUGAUUAUAAUCGAUUGAAGUGUGUUUAUGGAGUCAAUUGGAUCCUGAUCAACUUCUUUUGAUUUCUGAUGCAACCUGAGAUAGAUAGAAUCUGAUUAGGUUGUUAGAGCUUCUUUAACCGAUAUGAGUGAAUUGAUUAUACAAGAGUUAGUCAAUUCACUUCUUUGUACUGGAAUCUAGUUCCAUUAGUGGAGUUCUGUGUUAAUUGCCUUAUCUUUCUAUGUUAAUUGCCUUAGCUUUCUUAGUCUGUCUAAGAGGGCUUGGUCAGCUUAAGAGAUUCCAAGCUACUGUCGGAUCUUCCGCAGUUUAAUCAACGAUAUAUCAACCUAAAGAAAUUACAACUUGUACCUAACUAAGAAAAUAGGGGUCGUUCCCGAGUGACUCUUCUCUUGCUUCAGGAAACCGGACAAUUUACUACUUUCCCACUAGAUAAUAGAUAAUCACGGAGUAGGCAGUACAUCUAGGCCUUGGGUUGACAUUUAUUACUUGAUUCCACUAUACUGCAUUUCCAUACUGCGAAGAAAGCUUUGGAGCAACUGCACAUCACCGAGGAAGAAGAAAUGGAUGACCCACAAAACAAUGAUGCGGUCAUUCCCGAGGAGCAUACCUUAGGCUAAUACUGGACCGCCCGAGCCGCAGACAUGAGGUCCCCCAUCCAACACCCUCAAGUUUCUGCCAACAACUUUGAGGUGAGUACAUCUAUCAUCACCAUGCUGCGCGGCUCGGUGGUAUUCAAUGGGAAGGACGGGAAGUGCCCCGGAUCGCACCUACGACAAUUCCACGAGCUGAUCAAUGCAAUCAAGAAUAAUGGGGUCCCUGCAGACGCCAUCUAGCUGAGGUACUUCACAUUUACAUUGGAGGGGCAGGCCAAGGAGUGGCUGGAUACCCGGCCUCCGAGAUCGAUCAGUACAUUCGCCAUCCUGGCCGACAAGUUCCUCACCCACUAUCAUCCUCCAUCUAAGAUAGCGGACAUGUAGAAGGAGAUCACUCAAUUUGCACAAGAAGAAGAUGAGACCAUCUGGGAUGCGUGAGAAAGAUACGCCAGUCUAUUCCUGAAAGGCCCCAAUCAUGGUUCAACGACGCUUUCAAGGUGGGCACCUUACCGAGCUCUCUUCCCUGAAUAUAAGCAACAUAUUGGCUCAGUAUGUGGCGGGAACAUGUUGACAAAGACGCCACCGCAGUUAAAUCAGCUCUUUCAGGAGAUGGCGGAGAAGGGAUAUGAUUGGGGACAACUAGGAGGUGUAGGCAAGCACCUGGACGGGGUGUGCAUGCUGUGGAUACCCAGUCAUCUGAGUUGGUGCAGGUUGUGUCCAAGCUGGUCUCAGCCAUCGAUCGGAACGGGAUGGUUCUAGGUAUAGGGCAACAACAGGUGAUGUAUUGCCAGUUGUGUGAGAGAACCAAUCACAUGAUGGAGGACUGCCAAGCCAUGCGAGAGUAUAGCACACCGUAGUAGCAGCUGAAUUUCAUUAAUAAUGCUCGGCACAACGACCCCUAUAGUAGUACAUACAUCGAGGGGUGGCGCCAGCAUCCAAAUUUCUCCUGGAGUGGAAACAACAAUCCCAAGCCAUCGGGCUUCCAGGCUACUGCAACUGGUUUUCAAAACUAGAGACAGCCAUACCAGUCCCGCCUAGACCAGAUGCAGCAGCAUCAUCCAUUUUAUCAGCCCAAACAAGGACAGACUUUUCAACAACCCCCACAGCAGCAGCUGUACCAGCAGCUUGGUACAUCUCCAUCAGCUUUUAGGGAUCUAGUGAUCACAUUGGCCAGCACCAGUACCCAAAAUUUUAGUAAACUGGAGCAAUUCAUGGAAGUGACUGCGGGAAAAUUCAUGGAGAUCGAAGCUAGCCAGAGGAACCAGCAGGCACUGCUGCAGGAUAUUGACACCAAAAUAGGGCACCUGGCAGAUGCCCUUACUUCCAGACCGGCUGGCGCACUUCAUGGCCAACUCUUGCCAAUCCCAGAAAUCAUAAGGAGGGGUUACACGCCAUCAUGCUGAGAAGUGGGACCGUGACUAAGGAUGCACCCCCGAAGAGUGCAAAGAAGGUAAAGCAGAUCACCUUGGAGUCGAAAGAGUACCUGGUAAUGGGAAAGGAGCCAGAGAUUCGAGCCCCAUAGCCCUAGCCAGUAGUGGAUGAAUAUAAGCCCAAGCUCCUUUUUCCCACCAGGAUGCAUAAAUACCGGCUAGAGGCAGAGUUUGGAAACUUCAUGUCUAUGAUUAGGAAGCUGAAUGUUCAAGUGCCCUUCUUGGAGGCUGACUCACUCCUACUGUCACUCUAGAAUGGCCAAGUGAAACCACUUCCUAAAGCGUAGUAUAGCGGGUUUGGGUUUUAAUGUCAACCCGGGUCCUAGAUUUGAUGACUACUCGGUGAAUUCUUGUUAUCUAGCAAUGAAACUUUAAUGCAAGUCUAAACUAACAAACAAGCAAAGCAACUAAACGGUUGUUUUCAGGUUAAGAGAGGUCACCCGGAUAUGGUUCGCCCUAGACUGCAGUUAAGCCGGAUUGCAAUUACCAAGUUCAAUUUCUAUGAUAGUUAUACUGCGGAAGGUUCUUAAGCAGUCUGAAGUCUCGACUAAAGGUCUCCAGACCCUCUCAAUCUGAGUCUCUAGCGGGCGACUAACCUCCACCGGAGUAAACAGAUUGAGGCCCUAACAAACAAAACCUCCACUACCGAAGUGAAUUCGGUACAGAAUAGUGAGUUGACUCCUCGACUAAAGUAGAAAUAACCAAGGAUGCUCUAUCAACCUAGGCAGAUAUUCUCAUUCUAGGUUAAAGUAGAAAUAACAGGAAUUUGAUCAGGAUUCAAGUCAUUCAAUCAUUCAAACCUCAAUUGAAUAUAAUCAAAUCAUAGAAUCAAUACUUGGGUUCAUACAAUCAAACCUAACAUACAAAUCUAGGGUUUCCCAUACCUAGAUGAAUGGGAGAACUACUCCAUGGAGAAAGAAGCAAAAGCAUAUUCAGACGCGGAAAUCAUACUGUGAAGGAUGGAUUUCUGCUCCUGGACGUUGAUCGGCACUUCUCCAAGCUCAAGCCAAGCUCCAAUGGUGAUGAAGAUCAAGCUAGGGCACUUGGGAACUCUUGUUCGUCGCUUUCUCUCUCUAGGAAUCGCUCUGUCUCUCUAAAACUUGAAUCCCCUUCUGUUUUGGCUGAAAUCUGCCUAAAAGGGCAUCACUGGGCAAAACACGGUCGAGGGCACGGAUGUGUUCUGCUCCAGCCCGCCCGUGCCCUUGCCAAGUGUUAAAUAUACGGCCAGACUUAUGGGGAAAACACGGGCGUGCUUUUGGUGGACACGGUCGUGUUCUGUCUCAGUCCUGCCCGUGUUUUGAGCUAGUGUUUGACAGACUCAGAUCAAGUCUCGGCAGUAAAAACACGGUCUAAGGAACACGACCGUGCUUUGAUUUAGGUGUGCCCGUGUUUUGGCUCCAGCUCGACCGAAUGACUUCCGAAUGUCCCGAAACUCGUGCUUAGCCUUUCCUUCACCGUCUGGGACCUGAAAUAUGACAAAGUAGCACAACCCGGCGUAAAAUAGGCCAAAAAUACACGACUAUGCCCCUCAAACGGAUAAGAACUAGGGGUGCGAAUAUGUGCAAUUACAUCGUUAUCAAAUUCCCCCACACUUAACCGUUUGCUUGUCCCCAAGCAAACCAAGUCACACACAAGGUAAGCUCAAAACGUUUCAAUCCAGCAUGCUUUAGGGCAUAUCAUAUCGGCACAAAACACGUGGAUCAUACUGGCUUUCGAUCAUUAACACAUGGACAACCUCAAUGACAACCUAGACAACCACCACAAAUGACAUUCGCAUGCAAUAAAAUCGAGCAAAGGAGGAGUCUCCCUUCUGUUCACCAACCAACAUAGACUUGACUCAACCACAUAUUCGAGACAGUCACUUCAUGCACAAAGCUCAAGAUAUCAGAAUUAAGACCGAGCAAUCUAGGUCCUCACCGGGAUAAAGAGUAUAGAGAAUA